AUGGGCGCUGUCUCUGGCCGUGUCUGGGAGCCCGGAGGGGGGCAUCUAAGUGUGCCCGAUAGCCCAGCCUUAGAGAGCUCCACCACAAACCCCAAAGCCGCAGCCACUCGGGUUCUCUCGGCCGGCGCUUUCGGACGGAACGACUGGACUGUCAAAGAGGCAUUGGUUUCACCUGAUUCUGAUACAUUAGAGAAUGAAAGUCUACAAUUGAUAAGAACGAAAGGGGUUGCUGGCGAAACGGGAACAAGUCUUGACGAGCGACAUGAUCGGACAGGGGGGGAGGAAAAUGUGGCGCUGGGCCAACUCGACGUGCGAGUUGGUGCACUUGAGAGGGAAAAGAAACUAGGGACGGGGAAUGUUUUGGACGACUUGCCGCCCGAAGCUUGGGAGCCCUGCCACUGGUGCAGAAACGAGAGCGUUGGGGGAGGUUUCAGCUUUUCAUCACAGGAAGCCACGUGUCCUGGCCGAGAAGCGGAUGCCAACGGGCAGCCUUACCGCAUCCGGGGCUUCAUCAUCCCCGAAACGACCGGCGGGCUGAACCAGAUCCGCCGCUACAUCUGCAACGCGGUGGGGCUCGCGCACCUUUUGCACGCCGCCCUAGUUCUCCCGCGCCUGCAGGCGGACGUGUUCUGGAAGGACGGCGGCGCGUUUGAGGACGUCUUCGACGUCGAUCAUUUCAUCGGACGGCUGAGAGGCGUCGUCCCCGUGGUGCGCGAGCUGCCGAAGAUUCUGCAAGGGCUGCCGCCGACCGAGAUCAAAGUCAGCCGCUUCGACAAGCCGUCUGACUACGUCCGGUGGGUUCUACCAGUUCUCCAACGGCGGGCAGUCAUCAAGCUGCGAGCCCGGUUUGGGGGCGAGUACGAGCCCGGGUUUGACCACUUCGAGCAGGCUCGGUGUCGGGCGUGCUUUGGCGCGUUCAAGUUUGUGGACCAUGUUGCCGAAACGGGGGAGUUGCUGCUGGCGAGAAUGAGAGAGAAAGGGCGGUUUGCGGCGCUGCACCUCAGAUUCGAGCCCGAUAUGGUGGCCUUCUCCCGGUGUGACUACCCAGACCUGCUCCCCGCUUCCGCUGACGUCUUACAGAGCAUCCGGUCAACGAGCCGGAAGUUCAACAAGCGGAAACAGGUGGAGGCGGCGGAACUCCGGCGGCAGGGCCUGUGCCCGCUGACCCCCGCAGAAACCGCUAAGGUUUUCCUCGCGCUUGGGAUCCCUACCGAAUUGCCGGUGUACCUGGCGACGGGGGACUUUCUGGAGCCGGAAGGGCUGACGUCGGUGUACCGUAACACGUUCCGAAAAAGCGAUCUGCUGACGAAAGCAGAGCUGGAGCCGUACGGGGGUAGGGCAAACCUCUUGGUCGCGUUGGAUUUCUACGUGGCAACUAGGAGUGACUACUUUCUGGCGACGUUCUAUUCAAACGUGGAGCAAAUGGUGGUGUCCGAUCGGACGCUCAGCGGCCGGAGGCACAGCUUGAUUUUGAAUCGGACGGCUGUGGCGGAAGCGCCGGCACAUGAGGGGGAGUGGCCAACAUUCAAGGCUAUGAUGCUGAGGUCUCAUCUAGGAGAACAGGUUACGGUGCAGGCGGGGCAAGUGCCCGAGAAGUUGCCGUACUGUAUGUGCCCAAAACGGACGUCAAGCGAAGGUGCCCGUUGA
Molecule: messenger RNA, 1647 nt
Organism: Klebsormidium nitens
Lineage: Eukaryota; Viridiplantae; Streptophyta; Klebsormidiophyceae; Klebsormidiales; Klebsormidiaceae
Source: the annotation of a GenBank genome assembly